AAUUUUUAAUUAUUAUUUUUUAGUUUAAAUAAAAUUUAAAAAGAUAUGAGUGAUACAUUUGAAAUUUUGAACAGAAGAUUGAAAACAUCUCCUUUUAUGGUACAAGGAGAAGUAGUAAAAGGUUUUGGAAGAGGCAGCAAAGAACUAGGUAUUCCAACUGCCAAUUUUCCUGAAAUAGUUGUUAAGGAUAUACCAAGUGAACUGAGUGCUGGAGUUUACUACGGUUGGUCUCGCGUAGAUAAUGGUGAGAUUUACAAAAUGGUGCUCAGUAUUGGAUGGAAUCCAUUUUAUAAAAAUGAGAAAAAAUCAAUGGAAACACAUAUUUUACAUGAGUUUGAUAGUGAUUUCUAUGGAUCUACAUUACGUAUAGUUAUGACUGGAUAUAUUCGACCUGAACUAAAUUUUGGUUCUCUUACAGAAUUGGUAGACGCUAUCAAGAAUGAUAUUGCGAUUGCACAAUCCUCACUUGAAAAAUCAGAUCAUAUUUCACACAGAUUUUUAGAAUUCAUUCAGAAAGAAAUUUAAAGUUAGGAUGAAUUUGAUAAAAUAUUUAUUUUAUGAUAGUUAUUUUAUAGUUGUUAAUAACAUUUCAAUUUUUAAAAUUUUGUAAAGAAAUAA
Messenger RNA from Hydra vulgaris (swiftwater hydra), 618 nucleotides. Its product is annotated as putative riboflavin kinase. Gene Ontology annotation, cellular component: mitochondrion. Gene Ontology annotation, molecular function: riboflavin kinase activity. Gene Ontology annotation, biological process: riboflavin biosynthetic process; FMN biosynthetic process. NCBI's taxonomy places the organism in Eukaryota, Metazoa, Cnidaria, Hydrozoa, Anthoathecata, Hydridae. The record is from RefSeq and is a predicted model, not a curated record.